Messenger RNA from Notodromas monacha, 3184 nucleotides. NCBI's taxonomy places the organism in Eukaryota, Metazoa, Arthropoda, Ostracoda, Podocopida, Cyprididae. The record is from the annotation of a GenBank genome assembly.
AUGGUUGCCUGCAAAUUGCUACAAUCGGGCGUGGCUGCUAUUUUCGGACCGACUGAGCCUCAGGUGGCCAACCACGUUCAGUCAAUUUGCGACGCCAUGGACAUUCCCCACGUGCAAUUAACCUGGGACAAUUGGCAAGCAUUCGAUCACGUUCGACAGUCCAUCAACUUGCAUCCACACCCGGAAGUUCUCGGUCAGGCUUUCGAGACUUUGAUCGAAUCUUGGAAUUGGGAAACAUUUGCGCUGCUUUACGAAGAUUUCCACGGGUUCAUCGGCCUUCAAACCCUUUUGCGCCCAAAUUCCCCAGACAACAUCCGAAGAAGUUUCAUCAUCCGAAAAUUGCCCGAAGACGGAAACUACAGACAUUUGUUGCGUGAGAUUAAGGCUACGGGAUACACGAAAAUAAUCCUCGACUGCAACUCGUCCAAGUUGUACGACAUCUUGGAGCAGGCUCAGCAAAUAGGAAUGAUGACGGAAGCGCACAGCUACUUGACCACGACUCUGGACAUGCACACUGUGGACCUGGAAAGGUUCCAGUACGGAGGCACGAAUAUCACGGGCUUUCGUUUGGUCAAUCUGGACAACUCCACUGUGUUGAAAGUGCUGGAAGGCUGGCAGAGAAAACUCAAUUCCGAGGGGUUUGGUGUGAAUGUGUGUCCCAAGGAUGUUUCCGAUCCUCGGGUCCUGUUUGACAUGAAGACUGAAGCUGCUCUGAUGUAUGAUGCAGUACAAGUGUUUGCAAAUGCCCUGACAAAAUUGGGCAGCAGCCAAGUCAUCAAUACCAAGAGCAUCAAUUGUGAUGGAGACAACUUCUGGGAGCAUGGACAUUCACUCAUCAACUACAUGAAAUUGGAAGACAUGGAGGGACUCACUGGGAAAAUAGUUUUCGACAGCCAGGGUUUGAGGACCUUUUUCAGCCUGGACCUGAUGAAGCUGACAGAGAGAGGACUGGUGAAGGCUGGAGUGUGGACUCCCAACCAAAUAUCCUACAUUCCAAUUGAUCACACCAUUGCCAAAUUUGAGUCUAGUUCACUGUUCAACAGGACCUUGAUUGUGACCACAGUGUUGAGUGACCCAUACGCCAUGUUCAAGAAGUCUUCAGAGGAACUCACUGGAAAUGACAGGUUUGAAGGGUUCUGCAUAGACCUCAUUGACCACAUUGCCAAGAAAUUGCACUUCAACUACACUUUCAAGUUGGUGGAUGACGGGAAAUAUGGAAAUUAUGAGAAGGACCCAAACCAUCCAAAUGGUGGCUACUGGAAUGGGAUGAUUGCAGAAGUCAUCAAUGGGGUAGCUGAUAUGGCCAUUGCUGAUCUCACCAUCAGUUAUGAAAGGGAAAGUGUUGUGGACUUCACUACACCUUGGAUGAACCUGGGGAUCAGUAUUUUGUACAGGAAGCCCACGAAACAACCCCCGAAUCUCUUCAGCUUCUUGUCUCCACUCUCACCCGACGUGUGGAUUUACAUGGCCUCAGCCUACAUUUUCGUCUCCAUCGUAGCUGAUAUGGCCAUUGCUGAUCUCACCAUCAGUUAUGAAAGGGAAAGUGUUGUGGACUUCACUACACCUUGGAUGAACCUGGGGAUCAGUAUUUUGUACAGGAAGCCCACGAAACAACCCCCGAAUCUCUUCAGCUUUUUGUCUCCACUCUCACCCGACGUGUGGAUUUACAUGGCCUCAGCCUACAUUUUCGUCUCCAUCGUUCUCUUUGUCCUGGCCCGGUUCACUCCACUAGAAUGGGAGAACCCACAUCCGUGUAAUGAGGACCCAACUUACUUAGAAAAUCAGUUUGACCUCAAGAAUUGCUUGUGGUUCACCAUUGGCAGCCUCUUCCAGCAAGGUUGCGAUAUUUUGCCAAAAUUUACCCCUUAUGAGUGGGUGAAUCCCUAUCCAUGCAUUGAGGACCCUGAUGAAUUGGAAAACGAUUUAACAUUUUCCAACUCCCUUUGGCACAAUUGGGGCUCAUUGAUGCAACAGGGCUCUGACAUUGCCCCAAAGGCAGUCUCCACAAGAAUGGUGGCAGGGAUGUGGUGGUUCUUCACACUGAUCAUGAUAUCCUCAUACACUGCAAACUUGGCUGCGUUUUUGACUGUUGAACAAUUGGAGUCACCUAUUGAGAGUGCAGCAGACCUGGCCAAUCAAGACAAGAUCAAAUAUGGAUGCUUGGCAGGAGGAUCCACCUUUUCCUUCUUCAGGGAUGCCAAAUUCAGCACAUACCAGAAAAUGUACAGGUUUAUGCAUGCCCAUCCGGAGCAAAUGGUGACGAAAAACAGCCUCGGGGUGGAGAGGGUGGAAGAAUCCCAUGGAAAUUACGCCUUUCUCAUGGAAUCCACGUCCAUUGAAUAUGUGGUGGAAAGAAGGUGCAAAUUGGCGCAAGUUGGAGGCCUAUUGGAUACAAAAGGCUACGGCAUUGCGUUGGCUCCAAAUUCCCCACACAGAGGCUUGAUCAGUGGGGCAAUCCUUGAGCUGAGAGAGGAUGGUGUUCUGUACCAGUUGAAGACCAAAUGGUGGAAGCAGAAGAGAGGAGGUGGCAAGUGCAAGGAAGCUGGAUCUGGCACAGGUGGACAAGCAGCACCUCUAGGACUUCCAAAUGUUGGUGGGGUUUUUGUUGUGCUCUUGGGUGGGAUGGGUGUGGCCUGUCUCAUUGCAGCUGUGGAAUUCAUGUGGGAGUCCAAGAGUGUUUCAGAGGAAGAAGGGACAAAUAUUUGGGAUGAAGUCAGAAAGGAGCUAAAAUUUGCUAUGAAAUGCAGUGGUUCCUCAAAACCAGUCAAAAGGAAAGAUGACACCAGUGGUGGUGGAGAAGAGGAGGAUGGCAUGGACCAAGGAAUACCUGAACUGCCUGAUUACUGAGCUUCUUGGAUCAACUGAAUUGUUGCAAAUGGUCCAAUUUGCACAAUUUCAGUUGCUCUGAAAAUUGACAGGCAAAAAUGGUAACCAUCUCCAGAAAAAAUGGCCUCUUUUGUAUCAUGUAGGAGAGGAUACAAAUGUGGGGAGCAUGCAAAUCUUGAGUGAACUUCAUCGUGUUUGUGUCAUGCUUUGAGCAAACUGCCUUUUCCUCACAUUGUAAAUACAGCUGUGGUUCCUAUCGUUUUUUUUUCUAAGGAGCAGAAACCAGGGAGAGAAAGAAUCUCAGUGAAAACUGCCAGUGCUGAGAGGGUUGAAAUGCACAUUGUUUUGGUUUUUGACA